CUGGUUGCAGUUUUUUCUAAGCUUCUUUUUGUCUUCAUUAUAAUCUGCUUACUUUUGGUCAGCUACUAUGGUUGAAUUUAUUGAUGAAUUGCCCUGUUUUGUUUUGGUAGUUGGGUGGUAAUUCAUCAUUGAUCUCGAGAGAAUUUAUGGUGAAUCAGUAUUAGAAGCACCAAUUGUUGGAAAUAAGUUGUCAUUCUGGUUUCUGUUAUUUUGGCUUAAAGUUGGGAUUAUCUGUAAAUAAACAGAUGGGAGAGCCCAUUGCUGUGGCCUCUGGUGCUACUCUUGAAGUAUCGGUUUCCUUUGGUAGAUUUGAGAAUGAUUCACUUUCUUGGGAGAAAUGGUCAUCUUUCUCUCCAAAUAAGUACUUGGAAGAAGUUGAGAAAUGCUCAACACACGGAUCGGUAGCUCAGAAAAGAGCUUAUUUUGAAGCACACUACAAGAAGAUUGCUGCUCGGAAGGCCGAGCUACUGGAGCCGGAGAAGACAGUGGAAACUGAACCUUCAAGAUCAGAUGAUCCAAAUUGCAAAGAUCUUAUUAUGGAAAAUACUUCAGGGAUUGGUACUGAUUUCAGAAUUUCCAAUGGUCUGAGCCCUACAGAAAGGGCUGCUGUACCAAAAGAAGAUGCUGUUAUUGCCUUGGAGUGUCAAAAUUCAUUGGUUGAGGAAGCCAAGGAAGAAUUAGAUGGCAAAGUAGAUGGUCCUGCAUCAAAUGGCUCAGAAGAAGGUGCUUUGGAUAAUGAAGAGACCCUCCCAAAGGGGUCUCUGGAUGUGGUGGAACAGCCUCCAAAAGUGGGAUCUGUGGAUUUGGUGGAAAUGCCUCCAAGAGUGGAAUCUUUGGAUGUGGUGGAGCAGCCUCCAAAAAUAGACAAUGAGACAGUAAACAACCAGGAAAAUAAAGUGGAGAAUCCAAAAUUGGAUGCACAGAAUACAUCUCAAAAGAAUGCUUCAAUCAGAAAGGAGCAGAAUUUGGUGGGGACAAGGAAGAAACCGAUAUCACCCUUACCCAAACCACGACAACUUUCCACUCCUAAAGUAUCAAAGCCGAUGUCAACUUCCACUGCGGUGUCUGCAUCUCGAUCUUCAACAAAGAAGGAAAAUGCUUUAUUACUAUCGAGGAGCAAGAAUCCGUCUGUAGGACAAAGCAACAGAGCUGCUCCUAAAUCCCUGCACAUGUCUCUCAGCUUGGGUCCUGCAAAUUCUGAUUCAGCUUCUCUUACUGUCAUCACUACAGCCAGAAAGUCUUUAAUUAUGGAGAAAAUGGGAGACAAGGAUAUUGUCAAACGAGCAUUUAAGACAUUCCAGAAUAAUUUCAACCAAUUAAGAACUUCCAGUGAUGCAAAAUCUUGUGGAUCAAAUAAGGUGUCAACUGGGGGAUUAGAGAAAAAAGUUUCGACUUCCAUCACUCCUAGAAAAGAGAAUGAAGGAAUGAGGAAGGCAGCAGAGAAAAUGAAUGCUCAGAGAGGAUUUGUGAGCACAAAAACGAACUCUAUCUCAUCAGGGCCACUGAAAGCAACUUGUGUGGAUGGAAGAAAUGUGAAGGCUGCCGUCAGAAGUGAAGAAAGAGCUGAAAAACAAAAAGAGUUUUUUAAGAAGCUGGAGGAAAAAUCCCAUGCUAAAGGGUCGGAAAAAACACGCCUUCGUUCGAAAUUAAAGGAGGAAAAGGACGCUGAGAUCAGCAAGCUUAGACAGAGUCUCAAUUUCAAAGCCUCACCCAUGCCAGGUUUUUAUCAGGGACAAGAGAUAUCGAAGAGUUGCUUAGAAAAAGGGUCCCAAAAUUGAGGUCUGUCGUUGACCUGAGUCACAUAGGUGAAAAGUUGGUGCAGUUUAGUGAAAUUACUAACUUUGAUCAUAGAUUGGAAUCGAGGCGCAAGUACAGUCUUUGGUGGAGAAAGAAACUAAUGGGCGAGGAAGACCCAUGCAAAGAAGAGAUUUCUUCUUUGGUAAGGACACAUCCCAUAAUAUUAUUGCUUAUCCAAGAUGGAGACAGUUCAGGACUCGGGCUGUAUUUCUGAAAUGCCAUAGCAGACAACCAGUAUGGUGUAUCCUAUUGUUUUGUUGAGAUUUCUUUAUCACUUUCCGGAGAUAAAAUAAGAGGUUGGGGCUCUCCGCGAUCAGAUAUCAGCAAAGUACUCUCCUGGUGGUGCUCCUCCCUCUCAAGAGCCAUAUUAUACUUGGGAAACGAAGUGUUGUGGUAAUGUAUGUGCACGAUAUAGUCAAUAGUUAAACAUUAUGACAGGCUUGGAAUUUCUGCAAUUACAAAGUGAUAUGUUGUUAUUUUUAGACAUGGUUCUUGUUAAGUUGUAUAUGUUGCUCUUUUGGGCAUUGUUUCACAGAACUCUGAUUAGACAGAAUGUUUGUGAUCAUGACACCAAUGGAUCGUCCAGCAUCAUGCCUACCUUUGAUUAGUUAUAUUGAAAUGUAUCCGUA
Messenger RNA from Ilex paraguariensis (yerba mate), 2426 nucleotides. NCBI's taxonomy places the organism in Eukaryota, Viridiplantae, Streptophyta, Magnoliopsida, Aquifoliales, Aquifoliaceae. The record is from the annotation of a GenBank genome assembly.